Molecule: messenger RNA, 1215 nt
Organism: Oryza brachyantha (malo sina)
Lineage: Eukaryota; Viridiplantae; Streptophyta; Magnoliopsida; Poales; Poaceae
Product: chitinase CLP-like
Exons: 1
Coding region: 1-1215 (404 amino acids)
Biological process (GO): proteolysis
Molecular function (GO): aspartic-type endopeptidase activity
Source: RefSeq, a predicted model, not a curated record
AUGGCCGUCGACGGCCGGCCGCCGUCUAGGCCCAUCGUGACGCGCCUCGGCAAGGACGCCACCACUUCACUGUACACCAUCUCCGUCGGCAGCGGCGGCGCGCCGUUGGUCGUCGACCUCGCCGGCCCGCUGCUCUGGUCGUCGACGUGCCCGCCCGCGCACCACGCGAUCCGCUGCAGCUCCAGCGUGUGUAAGGUCGCGAACCGGAACCAUCCGGCGAACUGCGCGCACUCCGACGGUGGCCGGCCGGGCUACGGCGACAGGAGGUGCGCCUGCGUCGCCUACCCGUACAACCCGGUCAGUGGCCGGUGCGGCCGCGGGGACGUCACCGCCGUGAGGCUCUCCGCCAACGCCACCGACGGCAAGAACCCGCUGUUCCUGGUCUCGUUCUCGGCGUUCGGGUCGUGUGCGCCCGGCGGGCUCUUGGCGUCGCUUCCCUCGGGCGCCGCCGGUGUCGCGGGGCUGUCGAGGCUGCCGUUGUCGCUGCCGUCCCAGGUGGCGUCGUCGCUGAAGGUGGAGAGGCAGUUCGCGCUGUGCCUUCCUAGUGGCGGCGGCGACGGCGCGGCCAUCUUCGGCGGCGGGCCGUUCCAGCUCCUAGCGGCGCCGCCCAUGGAGCUCGCCGAAGGUCUCCGUCGGAACCCCGUCCCCUUCCUCAAGAACCCCAAGAAUGGCGCCUACUACCUCCGCGUCACCGGCAUCGCCGUCAACCAACAGGCGGUGCCCAUCCCGCCCCGCGCCCUGGACCUCGACGUCCGCCGCGGCACGGGCGGCGUCACGCUGAGCACCGUCGAUCCCUACACCGCGCUGCGCCCCGACAUCUACCGCGCGCUGCUCAGCGCGUUCGACGCGGCCACAUCCGGCAUCCCGCGCGUGACGCCGCCGGCGAAGCCGUUCGAGAUGUGCUACCAGGCGUCGGCGCUCGGCACGACGCGGCUCGGCUUCGCCGUGGCGAACAUCGACCUGGUGCUGGACGGCGGCCACAACUGGACGCUGCCCGGCGGCAGCUCGCUGGUGCAAGUGAACGAGCAGACCGUGUGCUUCGCGUUCCUCGAGAUGGGGCCCUCCUCGCCGGCGAUCGCCAUUGGCGGGUUCCAGAUGGAGAACAACCUGCUGCUGUUUGAUCUGGAGAAGGAGACGCUGGGGAUCAGCUCGCUGCUCUCCGGACUCCGCACUGGCUGCGGCGGCUUCAACUUCACCAUGGGAAGCUCUUCGUAG